Molecule: messenger RNA, 14034 nt
Organism: Lemur catta (Ring-tailed lemur)
Lineage: Eukaryota; Metazoa; Chordata; Mammalia; Primates; Lemuridae
Gene: DNAH10
Product: dynein axonemal heavy chain 10
Exons: 79
Coding region: 1-13776 (4591 amino acids)
Biological process (GO): microtubule-based movement
Cellular component (GO): dynein complex
Molecular function (GO): ATP binding; ATP hydrolysis activity; dynein light intermediate chain binding
Source: RefSeq, a predicted model, not a curated record
AUGGACGACCUGCGGGUGCUGUGGAUGCGCGACCGCGUGUACACCGCCUUCGGCCUCAGCGACCCGCAGAUCUUCGAGGACCUGCUGAACCGCGACGACGGCGAGGGCGAGGACACCGUGCUGCACUUCCUCAACCAGCGGAGCGACGAGGAGGGCGCCGCCACGCUCUUCUUCUACCGCACGGUGGUGCCCGAGGAGGUGGAGGUGGAGAUGGAAAGUGAGGCACCUCUUGCUUUCGACGAGGAGGACGCGGAGGAGGAGAUGGCUUCUCCGAAGGUGGAGUCCCUGGACAGAUGGCAAGGGAAGAGUUUGUCGUGGAAAAGUGGUUCCCUUGGUCAGUAUUUAGCCAGCAUAGAGAGUGAAGACCUGGACAAAGAGAUGUCAGAAAAACCCUCCACCAAGAGACGCGUGAGGACCAUCGUGGAGAGGACGUGUCUCCACAUGCUGUGCACGCCUGUUCCCGAGGAGUUUCUGGACCAGAACGUGGUAUUUUUUCUCCGAAACACCAAAGAGGCAGUCGCCGAAGCUACUGACAUGAAGGAGGCCAUGGAAAUCAUGCCCGAAGCGCUGGAGUACGGGAUCAUAAAUGCUCACGUGCUUCAUUUGCUGAAGGGUAUUGUAUGUCAGGUAUUCUUGCCAGCGUUGUCCUUCAGCCAGCACAAGAUGGACUCGACCUUUGUACUUGCACCUGGAGAGUUCCCCGAUCCUUUUAAGUUUGAAAUGGACCUCCCCAGCAUGCCCAUGGAAACCGUAGAAUAUCACAGUGUUCAGUUAAUACGGGACGAAUUUUUAAUGAACCUCCAGAAAUUUGCAAAUGGCAUUCAAAGAACAAUGCAGCAACUGGAAGGUGAGAUCAAGUUAGAAAUGCCGAGCAUCAGCGUGGACAGAGAGGUGUCUGAUCUGGCAGCUGACCCAGAAACCGUUGAAAUCUUGGAGCAGUGUGUGAUAAACUGGCUGAAUCAGAUAUCUGCAGCUGUUGAGGACCAGCUGAAGAAGACACCUCAGGGUCAUGGCCCUCUGGCCGAAAUUGAAUUCUGGCGGGAAAGAAAUGCAACCUUAAGUGCGCUUCAUGAGCAAACAAAGCUGCCAGUAGUCAGAAAAGUCUUGGACGUGAUCAAGGAGGCGGGCUCCAUGCUCCCGGCCAGCGUGCAGCCGGUGCUGACCGAGCUGUUCAAGCUGCACAUGGAGGCCUCGGACAACGUGCGCUUCCUGUCCACCGCGGAGCGGCAUUUCAAGAACAUAACACACGGCUCGAGCUUCCAUGUGGUCCUGGACACCAUCCCGUCCAUGAUGCGUGCCCUGCGGAUGGUGUGGAUCAUCUCCCGCCACUACAACAAGGACGAGAGGAUGAUCCCGCUCAUGGAGCGGAUCGCCUGGGAGAUCGCCGAGCGGGUCAGCAGGGUGGUCAACCUGCGGACCCUGUUCCGAGAAAACCGAACGAGCGCGCAGCACAAGACCUUGGACGCCAAGAACACCCUCAAGCUGUGGAAAAAGGCCUACUUCGACAUCCGGGCCAAGAUCGAGGCCUCGGGGAGAGAGGCUCGGUGGGAGUUUGACCGGAAGCGGCUGUUCGAGAGGACGGAUUACAUGGCUUCCAUCUGUGGGGACCUGUACGAAGUCCUGCAGGUUAUGGAGGAAUUUUACAACAUAUUCGGUCCAGAACUCAAGGCUGUGACAGGGGAUCCCAAGCGCAUCGAUGACGUCCUGUGCAGGGUGGACAGCCUGGUCACCCCCAUGGAAAGCCUGACCUUUGACCCCUUCAGCAUCAAGUCCUCCCAUUACUGGAAAUACGUGAUGGAUGAGUUCAAGAUCGAAGUUAUGGUUAUUGAGAAAGAAGCAAAAAAUUUUAUUGAUGAAUCUUUUAAGACACUUCGAUCAGCUGAAGCAGCGUUUGACAUGCUUUUAAAAUUCAAGCACAUUCGUUCACGGGAGGCUAUUAAUCGACAAAUGAUGAUGAAGUUUAAUGAUAUUCUUGUGCAGUAUUGCAAAGAGAUUGACAUCAUUAAUAAGCUCUUCCUCCAGAACCAGGACAACCCACCGCUGUAUAAGAACCUGCCCCCGGUGGCGGGUGCUAUCUGCUGGGAGCGGUCCCUGUUCUAUCGAAUCAAGCACACCAUCCUGCGAUUUCAGGAAGUGGAGGAGAUACUGGAGGGUGACCGAGGACAGGAAGUAAAACAGAAAUAUCUGGAAGUGGGGAGGACGAUGAAGGACUAUGAAGACAGAAAGUACGAGCAGUGGAAAGUCACUGCGGAGCAGGUCCUCCCAAACCUCAUGAAGAAGAGCAUCCUGACCAAGCUGUCCUCCACUGGCGACGAGCUGUCCACUCCAGAGAAGGGAGCUGUUUUUGCAAUCAAUUUUUCACCUGCGCUCAAAGAAAUUAUUCAUGAAACAAAGUACUUGGAACAGCUGGGGUUCGUUGUCCCUGAAUUAGCAAGAAAUGUUGCUCUCCAGGAAGACAAAUUCCUUAGGUACACGGACGGGAUACAGCGCAUGUUGGAUCACUACCACGCGCUCAUAGGGACGUUAACUGAGGCGGAGACUGUUCUUCUUGACGAUCAUGGCCAGGAAUUAAUCCGAGUUUUUAGGACUGGAUAUAAGAGGCUGAACUGGAACUCACUAGGCAUCGGGGACUACAUAAGUCGGUGCAAACAGGCCAUUGGGAAAUUCGAGUCUCUCGUGCACCAGAUCCAUAAGAAUGCAGAUGACAUUUCUUCCAGGCUCACAUUAAUAGAGAGCAUGAAUCUCUUUAAAUAUCCAGUGCCCAAAAGCGAGGAAGAGCUGCCAGGUGUGAAGGAAUUCUUUGAGCACAUUGAUCGAGAAAGGGCCCGAGACGUGGACCACAUGGUCCAGUGGUAUCUUGCCAUCGGACCUCUGCUGACCAAAGCUGAGGGUCUGGUCAUCCACACCAACACGGGCAAGGCCCCCAAGCUGGCCUCCUACUACGAGUACUGGGAAAAUAGGAUUUAUGAGGUCCUGACGAAGCUCAUCCUCAAGAAUUUGCAGUCUUUUAAUGCGUUAAUCCUGGGAAACGUCCCUCUGUUCCAAACGGAAACCAUUCUGACGGCUCCGGAGAUCAUCCUGCACCCGAACGCCAACGAGAUCGACAAAAUGUGCAUCCACUGCGUCCGCAACUGCGUGGAGAUCACCAAGAACUUUGUGCGCUGGAUGAACGGCAGCUGCAUAGAAUGCCCUCCUCAGAAGGGGGAGGAAGAAGAAGUUGUCAUAAUGAGCUUUUACAAUGACAUUUCUGUGACUCCUCAGAUAAUUGAGCAAGCUGUUAUGAUCCCCCAAAACGUCCACAGGAUUCUGGUCAAUCUCAUGAAGUACCUGCAGAAAUGGAAGCGGUAUCGACCUCUCUGGAAAUUGGACAAGGCUAUCGUGAUGGAGAAAUUUGCUGCCAAGAAACCCACUUGCACAGCCUAUGAUGAGAAGUUGCAGUUCUACGCCAAGAUAGCCAGCGAGGUCACGCGCUACCCUUUAACUAAGGACGAGCACUGCGUUAGGCUCCAGCUCGGGCCUCUGGCAAACACGGUGCAGGAAAAUGCCAAGUCCUGGGUGGUUUCCCUCGGAAAACUUCUCAACGAGUCAGCAAAGGAGGAGCUCUACAAUCUGCACGAAGAGAUCGAGCACCUGGCCAAAAACCUUAAGAAGAGCCCUAAUACCCUGGAGGAUCUCAAGUUUGUCCUUGCCACAAUUGCAGAAAUUAGAAGUAAAUCUUUAGUCAUGGAACUAAGAUACAGGGAUAUCCAGGAGCGAUACCGCACCAUGGCGAUCUAUAACCUCUUUCCUUCUGAUGCAGAGAGAGAACUCGUUGAAAAUAUCGAGAGCAUGUGGUCCGAUCUGUUUAACGAGUCGGUGAAUGUGGAACAUGCUCUUGGGGGUAUAAAGAGAACGUUCACAGAGAUUACUCGAGGUGAAAUAGCCAACUACCGGGCUCUGAUAGAGGAGUUUUCAAAACGGUUUUACAGCCAAGGGCCUGGUUCUGUUGGUGAGGAUCUCGAUAAAGGAGUGGAACUUCUAGGCGAGUUCGAAAGAGAGCUGGCCAAACACGAAAAGAACCGCCAGGAGCUGGCCAACGCCGAGAAACUCUUCGACCUGCCUAUCACGAUGUACCCGGAGCUGCUCAAGGUGCAGAAGGAGAUGAACGGGUUGAAGAUGAUUUACGAGCUCUACGGAAGCCUGAAGAUUGCAAAGGAAGAAUGGUCUCAGACCCUCUGGGCCAACCUCAACGUGCAGUUUCUCCAGGACGGAAUUGAAGGUUUUCUCAAGGCUCUGAGAAAGCUGCCUCGGCAGGUCCGCAACCUGUCAGUGGCCUACCAUUUGGAAGCGAAAAUGAAGGCUUUCAAAGACUCCAUUCCUUUACUUCUUGACUUGAAACAUGAGGCGCUAAGAGACAGGCACUGGAAAGAGCUGAUGGAGAAAACAGGCGUCCAUUUUGAAACCACCGACACGUUCACCUUGCAAAACAUGUUUGCGAUGGAACUUCACAGGCACACGGACGUCCUCAAGGAGAUCGUCACCUCGGCUAUCAAGGAGGUCGCCAUCGAGAAGGCUGUGAAGGAAAUCUUGGACACAUGGGAAAACAUGAAAUUCACUGUGGUCAAGUAUUACAAAGGCACGCAGGAGCGAGGCUACGUUUUGGGCUCUGUUGAUGAUAUUAUUCAGUCCCUCGAUGACAACACUUUCAACCUGCAAAGCAUCUCAGGAAGCAGAUUUGUGGGGCCUUUUCUGCAAACUGUUCACAAAUGGGAAAAAACACUUUCUCUAAUAGGGGAAGUUAUUGAGAUUUGGAUGUUGGUUCAGAGGAAAUGGAUGUAUCUUGAAAGCAUUUUUAUUGGCGGAGAUAUAAGAUCACAACUUCCGGAUGAGGCCAAGAAGUUUGACAACAUCGACAGAAUAUUUAAAAGGAUCAUGGGUGAGACCUUGAAAGACCCGGUGAUCAAGCGCUGCUGCGAGGCCCCGAACCGCCUCCAGGAGCUGCAGAACAUCGGCGAGGGCCUGGAGAAGUGCCAGAAGAGCUUGAACGACUACCUGGACUCGAAGAGAAACGCUUUCCCCAGGUUCUUCUUCAUCUCCGACGACGAGCUGCUCAGCAUCCUGGGCAGCAGCGACCCGCUGUGCGUGCAGGAGCACAUGAUAAAGAUGUACGACAACGUAGCAUCACUGAGGUUUAACGACGGGGACAGUGGGGAGAAGCUGGCGUCCGCCAUGAUUUCAGCGGAGGGCGAAGUCAUGGAGUUCCGGAAGGUCAUCCGGGCCGAAGGGCGCGUGGAGGACUGGAUGACGGCGGUGCUGAACGAGAUGAGAAGGACUAACAGACUCAUCACCAAGGAGGCCAUUUUCAGAUACUGCGAGGACAGAAGCAGAGUGGACUGGAUGCUCCUGUACCAGGGCAUGGUGGUGCUGGCCGCCAGCCAGGUGUGGUGGACCUGGGAGGUGGAGGACGUCUUCCGCAGAGUGCAGGAAGGGGAAAAGCAGGCCAUGAAGAACUACGGCAGGAAGCUGCACCGGCAGAUCGACGAGUUGGUGACGCGCAUCACCACACGCUUAAGCAGAAACGACAGGAAAAAGUACAACACCGUGCUCAUCAUCGACGUGCACGCCAGAGACAUCGUGGAUUCUUUCAUAAGAGGCAGCAUUCUGGAAGCGCGGGAGUUCGAGUGGGAGAGUCAGCUGCGGUUUUACUGGGACCGGGAGCCGGACGAGCUGAACAUCCGGCAGUGCACGGGGACCUUCGGCUACGGCUACGAGUACAUGGGCCUGAACGGGCGGCUGGUCAUCACACCCCUCACCGACCGCAUCUACCUGACACUGACCCAGGCGCUGUCCAUGCAUCUGGGCGGUGCCCCUGCCGGCCCAGCGGGCACCGGCAAAACCGAGACCACCAAGGACCUGGCGAAAGCUCUGGGCUUGCUCUGCGUCGUAACCAACUGCGGCGAAGGCAUGGAUUACAAAGCCGUGGGGAAGAUUUUCUCUGGCCUUGCGCAGUGCGGGGCUUGGGGCUGCUUUGACGAGUUUAAUCGGAUCGACGCCUCUGUGCUCUCAGUUAUCUCGUCUCAGAUCCAGACGAUCCGAAACGCUCUGAUCCAUCAGUUAACCACGUUCCAGUUUGAAGGGCAGGAGAUCGCCCUGGACUCCCGAAUGGGCAUCUUCAUCACCAUGAACCCCGGCUACGCGGGCCGCACGGAGCUGCCCGAGUCGGUGAAGGCGCUGUUCCGGCCGGUGGUGGUGAUCGUGCCGGACCUGCAGCAGAUCUGCGAGAUCAUGCUGUUCUCCGAGGGCUUCCUCUGGGCCAAGACGCUGGCGAAGAAGAUGACGGUUCUGUACAAGCUGGCCAGGGAGCAGCUCUCCAAGCAGCACCACUACGAUUUCGGACUCAGGGCCCUGAAGUCGGUGCUGGUGAUGGCUGGCGAGCUGAAGAGAGGCUCCUCUGACCUCAAGGAGGAUGUGGUGCUGAUGAGGGCCCUCCGAGACAUGAACCUGCCCAAGUUCGUGUUUGAGGACGUCCCCCUUUUCCUGGGCCUGAUCUCCGACCUGUUCCCGGGGCUCGACUGCCCUCGGGUCCGCUACCCCGACUUCAACGACGCCGUGGAGCGCGUGCUGGAGGAGAGCGGCUACGUGGUGCUGCCCGUGCAGGUGGACAAAGUGGUUCAGAUGUUCGAGACCAUGUUGACCCGGCACACCACGAUGGUGGUGGGGCCCACGGGAGGGGGCAAGUCUGUGGUCAUUAACACCCUGUGUCAGGCCCAGACCAGGCUCGGGAUAACGACCAAGCUGUACAUCCUGAACCCCAAAGCCGUGAGCGUCAUAGAGCUCUACGGCAUCCUGGACCCCACCACCCGCGACUGGACGGAUGGGGUGCUGUCCAGCAUCUUCAGGGAGAUCAACAGGCCGACGGACAAGAAGGAGCGGAAGUACAUUUUAUUUGACGGUGACGUGGACGCCCUGUGGGUGGAGAACAUGAACUCUGUGAUGGACGACAACAGGCUGCUGACCUUGGCCAACGGCGAGCGCAUUCGGCUGCAAGCGCACUGCGCCCUGCUCUUCGAGGUUGGAGAUUUGCAGUAUGCCUCCCCUGCAACUGUCUCUCGAUGUGGGAUGGUUUAUGUGGAUCCUAAAAACUUGAAAUAUGAACCGUACUGGAAAAAGUGGGUUAAUCAAAUACAAAACAAGCUGCAGCAAAGCAACUUAGACAGUCUCUUCGGGAAAUACGUGCCCUACCUCAUGGACGUGAUCGUGGAAGGGAUAGUGGAUGGGAGACGGGGAGAGAAGCUGAAGACGAUUGUGCCUCAGACGGACCUAAACAUGGUAACCCAGUUAACCAAGAUGCUGGACUCGCUACUAGAAGGGGAAAUAGAGGACCUCGAGCUGCUGGAGUGCUACUUCUUGGAGGCCCUGUACUGCUCUCUGGGGGCCGCCCUGCUCGAGGACGGGAGGGUCAGAUUUGACGAAUGUAUUAAGAGCAUCGCUUCUUUGCCCACCGCCGAUACGGAAGGAGUCUGGGCCAAACCCGGGCAAUUGCCAGGUCACCUUCCAACCCUGUAUGACUUUCACUUCGAUGGCACGCGGGGUCAGUGGAUCCCGUGGAGCGCGUUAGUCCCAGAGUAUGUCCACUCUCACGAGAGGAAAUUCAUCGACAUCCUGGUUCAUACAGUGGAUACCACCCGGACUACCUGGAUAUUGGGACAGAUGGUUAAAAUUAAGCAUCCUGUUAUUUUUGUUGGUGAAUCUGGCACUUCUAAGACAGCCACUACCCAGAACUUCCUCAAGAAUCUGAAUGAAGAAACGAACAUUGUGUUAAUGGUCAAUUUCUCCUCCCGCACCACGUCCAUGGAUAUCCAGAGAAAUCUAGAGGCAAAUGUGGAAAAGCGAACCAAGGACACUUACGGGCCGCCCAUGGGGAAGCGCCUGCUCGUGUUCAUGGACGACAUGAACAUGCCCAAGGUGGACGAGUACGGCACCCAGCAGCCGAUUGCCUUGCUGAAGCUGCUGCUGGAGAAGGGCUACUUGUACGACCGCGGGAAGGAGCUGAACUGCAAGAGCAUCCGCGACCUCGGCUUCAUCGCUGCCAUGGGCAAAGCCGGCGGAGGUCGCAACGAGGUCGACCCGAGAUUUAUUUCGCUGUUCAGCGUCUUCAAUGUGCUCUUCCCUUCAGAGGAGUCUUUGCAUCUAAUUUACUCCUCCAUCCUGAAAGGCCACACCUCGACAUUUCACGAGAGCAUCGUGGCUGUGAGUGACAAGGUGACAUUCUGCACGUUAGCACUUUACAGAAAUACCGUUCAGGAUCUGCCUCCCACUCCUUCCAAGUUCCAUUACAUCUUCAACCUUCGGGAUCUCUCCCGGGUUUUUAACGGUCUUGUCCUCACUAACCCAGAGAGGUUCCAGACGGUGGCCCAGAUGGUGAGGGUCUGGAGGAACGAGUGCCUGAGAGUCUUCCACGACCGGCUGAUCAAUGAAACAGACAAGCACCUGGUACAAGAGCACAUAAGAAGCUUGGUUACGGAACAUUUUCACGACCACUUGGAGACAGUGAUGAGGGAUCCCAUACUGUUCGGAGACUUCCGGAUGGCUCUGCACGAGGAGGAGCUACGUGUGUACGAAGACAUCCAGGACUACGAGGCGGCCAAGGCCCUGUUCCAGGAAAUUCUGGAAGAGUAUAAUGAAAGCAACGUCAAGAUGAACUUGGUUCUCUUUGACGAUGCUCUGGAGCACUUGACCCGCACACACCGCAUCAUCCGGAUGGACCGCGGCCACGCCCUGCUGGUGGGUGUCGGGGGCUCGGGGAAGCAGUCCCUGGCGCGGCUGGCCGCCUUCACAGCCGGCUGCGAGGUAUUUGAGAUCAUGCUGAGCCGAGGCUAUGCGGAGAACAAUUUCCGGGAUGACCUGAAGAACCUUUAUCUGAAACUUGGGAUCGAGAACAAAACGAUGAUCUUCCUGUUCACGGAUGCCCACGUGGCCGAGGAGAGCUUCCUGGAGCUCAUCAACAACAUGCUGACCUCAGGGAUCGUACCUGCGCUUUUCGCUGAAGAGGAGAAGGAGUCCAUCCUCAGUCAGAUCGGACAAGAGGCUGUGAAGGCAGGCGUGGGGCCGGCCAAGGAGUCCGUGUGGCAGUUCUUCGUGAACAAAAGUGCAAACAACCUGCACAUCGUCCUGGGCAUGUCGCCCGUCGGGGACACCCUGAGGACCCGGUGCAGAAAUUUCCCAGGUCUGGUAAACAACACUGGUAUUGACUGGUUCAUGCCCUGGCCUCCCCAAGCCCUGCAUGCGGUGGCUAAGUCAUUUCUAGGCAAUAACCCCAUGAUCCCGCUGGACAAGACGGAAGCCCUGGUGGAGCACAUUGUUCUGGUGCACGAGUCCGUGGGCCAGUUCAGCAAAGAGUUUCUGCAGAAACUGAGACGCAGCAACUACGUGACUCCCAAGAACUACCUUGAUUUUAUUAAUACCUACUCCAAACUGUUGGAUGAGAAAACUCAGUAUAACAUAGCCCAGUGCAAGCGUCUGGAGGGCGGCCUGGACAAGCUGAAGGAGGCCACCGUUCAGCUGGACGAGCUGAACCAGAAGCUGGCCGAGCAGAAGAUCGUGCUGGCGGGGAAGUCCGCCGCCUGCGAGGCCCUGCUGGAGGAGAUUGCCACCAACACGACCAUAGCGGAGGAAAAGAAGAAGCUCGCGGAAGAGAAGGCCGUGGAGAUAGAGGAGCAGAACAAGGUCAUCGCCGUGGAGAAGGCCGAGGCCGAGAUGGCCCUCGCCGAGGUCAUGCCCAUCCUGGAGGCCGCCAAGCUGGAGCUGCAGAAGCUGGACAAGUCGGAUGUGACGGAGAUCAGGUCGUUUGCUAAGCCCCCGAAGCAGGUGCAGACGGUCUGCGAGUGCAUCCUCAUCAUAAAGGGGUACAAAGAGCUCAACUGGAAAACCGCCAAAGGCAUGAUGUCUGACCCAAAUUUCCUGAGGUCUCUGAUGGAGAUCGAUUUCGAUGCCAUUUCCCAGAGCCAGGUUAAGAAUAUCAAAGGCCUCCUGAAGACUCUCAACACCACCAUCGAAGAAAUGGAAGCUGUGAGCAAGGCCGGGCUGGGAAUGCUGAAGUUCGUGGAGGCUGUGAUGGGCUACUGUGACGUCUUCAGAGAGAUCAAGCCCAAACGAGAGAAGGUAGCCAGGCUGGAGCGGAACUUCUACCUGACGAAGCGGGAACUGGCGCGGAUCCAGAACGAGCUGGCGGCCAUCCAGAGGGAACUGGAGGCCCUGGGGGCCAAGUACGAGGCGGCCAUCCUGGAGAAGCAAAAGCUGCAGGAGGAGGCCGAGAUCAUGGAGAGGCGGCUGAUCGCCGCAGACAAGCUCAUCUCGGGCCUGGGCUCGGAAAACGUCAGGUGGCUGCACGACCUGGACGAGCUGCUGCACCGGCGCGUCAAGCUGCUGGGGGACUGCCUGCUGUGCGCCGCCUUCCUCAGCUACCAGGGCGCCUUCACCUGGGAGUUCCGCAACGAGAUGGUCAAGGAGAUCUGGCAGAGCGACAUCCUGGAGCGGGACAUCCCGCUGAGCCAGCCCUUCCGGCUGGAAAGCCUGCUCACGGACGACGUGGAGAUCAGCCGGUGGGGCUCCCAGGGGCUGCCCCCCGACGAGCUGUCGAUUCAGAACGGCAUCCUCACCACCCGCGCCAGCCGCUUCCCCCUCUGCAUCGACCCCCAGCAGCAGGCGCUCAACUGGAUAAAGAGGAAGGAAGAGAAGAACAACCUGCGGGUUGCUUCUUUCAAUGACCCCGACUUCCUCAAGCAGCUGGAGAUGUCCAUAAAGUACGGCACUCCUUUCCUGUUCCACGACGUGGACGAAUACAUCGAUCCCGUGAUCGACAACGUCCUAGAGAAGAACAUAAAAUUCACCCAAGGACGGCAGUUUAUCAUACUGGGAGACAAGGAGGUGGACUACGAUUCAAAUUUCAGGCUGUACCUAAACACCAAGCUGGCCAAUCCGAGAUACGGCCCGUCUGUGUUUGGGAAAGCCAUGGUCAUCAAUUACACCGUCACGCUUAAGGGCCUGGAGGACCAGCUGCUGAGUGUGCUGGUGGCCUACGAGAGGCGGGAGCUGGAGGAGCAGAGGGAGCACCUCAUCCAGGAGACCAGCGAGAAUAAGAACCUGCUCAAGGACCUGGAGGACUCCCUCCUGCGGGAGCUGGCAACCUCCACGGGGAACAUGCUGGACAACGUGGAGCUGGUGCAGACCCUGGAGGAGACCAAGUCCAAAGCCACAGAGGUAUCGGAGAAGCUCAAGCUGGCGGAGAAGACAGCCCUGGACAUCGACCGGCUGCGGGACGGCUACCGGCCGGCCGCCAGGAGGGGGGCCAUCCUGUUCUUCGUCCUGUCCGAGAUGGCCCUCGUGAACUCCAUGUACCAGUACUCCCUGAUCGCCUUCUUGGAGGUCUUCGGGUUGUCCCUGAAGAAGUCGCUGCCUGAUUCCAUUCUCAUGAAGCGACUGAAGAACAUCAUGGACACGCUGACCUUCAACAUCUAUAACUAUGGCUGCACAGGGUUGUUUGAGAAGCACAAGCUACUCUUUUCUUUUAAUAUGACUAUCAAGAUAGAACAAGCAGAAGGGAGAGUCCCCCAGGAAGAACUAGAUUUCUUUUUAAAAGGAAACAUUUCUCUGGAGAAAAGCAAACGGAAAAAGCCCUGUGCGUGGCUGUCCGACCAGGGAUGGGAAGAUAUCAUUCUUCUAUCAGAAAUGUUUUCAGACGACUUUGGCCGACUUCCUGAUGAUGUUGAGAAUCAUCAGACGGUCUGGCAGGAGUGGUAUGACGUGGAUUCACUCGAGCAGCUUCCAUUCCCCUUGGAUUAUGAUAAAAACAUCACCCCUUUCCAGAAGUUGCUUAUUUUGCGCUGUUUCCGUGUGGACCGGGUGUAUCGGGCGGUGACCGACUACGUGACCGUAACAAUGGGAGAGAAGUACGUGCAGCCCCCGAUGAUCAGCUUCGAGGCCAUUUUCGAGCAGAGCACCCCAAACUCGCCCAUCGUGUUCAUCCUGAGCCCCGGCUCGGACCCCGCCAGUGACCUCAUGAAAUUAGCUGAGCGCAGUGGCUUUGGAGGGAACCGCCUCAAAUUCCUUGCCAUGGGUCAAGGUCAGGAAAAGGUGGCGCUGCAGCUGCUGGAGACGGCGGUGGCUCGCGGGCAGUGGCUGAUGCUGCAGAACUGCCAUCUCCUGGUCAAGUGGCUGAAAGUCCUGGAGAAGUCCCUGGAGAGGAUCACCAAGCCCCACCCUGACUUCCGCCUGUGGCUCACCACGGACCCCACGCGCGGCUUCCCCAUCGGGAUUCUGCAGAAGUCCUUAAAGGUCGUCACGGAGCCGCCCAGCGGGCUGAAACUGAACAUGAGGGCCGCCUACCUCAAGGUCUCCUACGAGACGCUGGAGCGGUGCCCGCACCCGGCCUUCAAGCCGCUGGUCUACGUGCUGGCGUUCUUCCACGCCGUGGUGCUGGAGCGCAGGAAGUUCGGCAAGAUCGGCUGGAACGUGUACUACGACUUCAACGAGUCCGACUUCCAGGUCUGCAUGGAAAUCCUGAACACGUACCUGACCAAAGCCUUCCAGCAGUGCGACCCGAGGAUCCCGUGGGGCAGCCUCAAGUACCUCAUCGGAGAGGUCAUGUACGGAGGACGGGCCAUCGACAGCUUUGAUCGUCGCAUCCUGACCAUCUACAUGGACGAGUACCUGGGAGACUUCAUUUUUGAUACUUUCCAGCCGUUCCACUUCUUCCGGAACAAGGAAGUGGACUAUAAAAUCCCUGUUGGUGAUGUAAAGGAAAAAUUCGUUGAAGCCAUCGAGGCCCUGCCGCUUGCUAACACGCCUGAAGUGUUUGGCCUUCAUUCCAACGCCGAGAUUGGCUAUUACACGCAGGCGGCUCGAGAUAUGUGGUCUCACCUCCUGGAGCUGCAGCCGCAGACGGGGGAAUCCAGCAGUGCCAUCAGCCGCGAUGAUUACGUCGGCCAAGUGGCCAAGGACAUAGAAAACAAGAUGCCCAAAGUCUUUGACUUGGAACAGGUGAGGAAGCACCUCGGCGUGGGAAUCUCCCCCACGUCCGUGGUGCUCCUGCAGGAGCUGGAGCGCUUCAACAAGCUCAUGGGACGCAUGACCAGGUCUCUGGCCGAGCUUCAGAGGGCCUUGGCUGGAGAAGUUGGAAUGAGCAGUGAGUUAGAUGAUGUGGCCAGGUCUCUUUUUAUUGGGAGCAUCCCUAAUAUUUGGAGAAAGCUUGCACCUGACACCUUAAAGUCCCUUGGAAACUGGAUGGUCUACUUCCUGCGGCGGUUCAGCCAGUACACGUUGUGGGUCACCGAGAGUGAGCCCAGUGUGAUGUGGCUCUCGGGGCUGCACAUCCCGGAGUCCUACCUCACGGCCCUGGUGCAGGCCACCUGCAGGAAGAACGGAUGGCCCCUGGACCGGUCCACCUUGUUCACACAAGUGACCAAGUUCCAAGAUGCAGACGAAGUGAAUGAGCGGGCAGGACAAGGAUGCUUUGUGUCGGGACUGUACCUGGAAGGUGCUGACUGGGACGUGGAGAGAGGCUGUCUGGUCAAGAGCAAACCCAAGGUGCUGGUUGUGGACCUGCCUAUCCUGAAGAUCAUCCCCAUCGAAGCCCAUCGCCUCAAGCUGCAGAAUACCUUCCGGACCCCUGUCUACACCACCUCCAUGAGAAGGAACGCCAUGGGAGUUGGCUUGGUCUUUGAAGCUGAUCUCUUUACCACGAAGCACAUUUCUCACUGGGUGCUACAAGGGGUGUGCCUCACCCUCAACUCUGAUUAACCGCCGGGCAAAGAAAACUGGAUAACGCAUCCUGAGUCUGGCUGGUGGCGGAUGCUGCGGGGACUGGAGGAGGACGGUGAUGUCUGCUGCUGUUUCCUGUGGCCUCUCAGCGGGAAGGUGGGGACUGACAACGAUCUUCCUUACAUUGGAAAUCAGUUAACUAACUCUCUUUCCAUACAAAUUAACCCAAAUGUUUUUUUUUUUUAACUAUUUUAUUUUUAAGAUUCUAUAUAUUUAAAAAGUAAAUACUAGAGAGCA